Messenger RNA from Nannospalax galili (Upper Galilee mountains blind mole rat), 1640 nucleotides. RefSeq names its product phenazine biosynthesis-like domain-containing protein 1. The transcript has 10 exons. Bases 46 to 1101 code for a protein of 351 amino acids. Gene Ontology annotation, biological process: biosynthetic process. Gene Ontology annotation, cellular component: cytoplasm. Gene Ontology annotation, molecular function: isomerase activity. The record is from RefSeq and is a predicted model, not a curated record. NCBI's taxonomy places the organism in Eukaryota, Metazoa, Chordata, Mammalia, Rodentia, Spalacidae.
AGCGCUGGGCACUUGGAGCCGGAGCGGAAACUGCGGGGAAGGAAGAUGAAACUCCCCAUGUUCAUAGUGGACGCGUUCACGGCCAGACCGUUCCGUGGGAACCCGGCUGCUGUCUGCCUCCUGGACAGAGUAACACUCAGGAGUCAAAGCUUCCUCAUGUGUCCUGAUACUCUUGGUCUCUGGUUCCCCUGCACAGUCAGUGACGGCUGUGGUACAUACCAGGGGGCUAGUGCCGAGCUCUCUACAUUACCUGUGGCCACUCAGGCAAACAGUUCCCGCUUUGGACUACGGUGGUUCACUCCAGUGAGUGAGGUUCCGCUGUGUGGCCACGCCACCCUGGCUUCUGCGGCUGUGCUGUUUCACAAAAUAGGGAACACGAACAGCACUCUGACCUUUGUCACCCUGAGCGGGGAGCUAAAGGCCAGAAGAGCCGAUGAUGGUAUCGUCUUGGACUUCCCUCUCUACCCAACCUUCCCCCAGGACGUCCAUGAAGUAGAAGACUUGAUAAAGGCUGCCAUAGGGGACACUCUAGUCCAGGAUGUCCAGUACUCUCCAGAUACCCAAAAGCUUCUGGUUCGGCUCAGUGACUCUUACAACAGGUCAUUUCUAGAGACCCUGAGGGUGAACACAGAGACUCUGCCUCAAAUUGAAAACACAGUGAAGGUGAAAGGACUCAUUCUCACUCUUAAAGGAGAGCCUGGAGGGCAGACUCCCGCAUAUGACUUCUACUCCAGAUACUUCGCACCAUGGGUUGGCUUGGCUGAAGACCCGGUAACAGGGUCUGCACACACUGUUCUCAGCAGUUACUGGUCUGAGCAGCUCGGGAAGAAAGAGAUGCGAGACUUCUGGCCCAGGCCUCUGUCUCCUCACACGUCCUUGCCUGCUCCUAGAGGAAGCAAUGGGUGGGACCUACCAGGGGCAGUACAGGAAGUAGCAGAAGAUGCUCGGGAAGGAAAGCGGUACACAGCAGUUGUGUGUGGCUGUCCAGCCUUUCAGUGUUCCCGCCGAGGAGGACGACUGGACGUUUCCCUGAGACCUGAUGGCCGAGUUGACCUCAAGGGCGGUGUUGCUGUUGUUUUAGAGGGCACGCUGAUGGCCUAGAGAUGCCUGCGUUGGGAUGCCCCCAUAUCUAAAGAUAAUGUUUUCUGCAUAAGAAGACAUGUGAGGGGCCGGCCACCUUCAGCAAGCUUGCAAAGCAGUCUUCUUCAUCCUCUUUUAAAAAUAGAAAAGAAAGCUGGGUGUGGUGGUGCAUGCAUUUAAUCUCAGCACUUGGGAGACAGAGGCUGGUAGAUCUCUGAGAUCUAGCCUGGUCUACAUAGCUAGUUCCAAGCCAGCAGGGGCUAUAGGGAGACCCUGUUGAAAAAAGCCAAGGUAAAAAGGAAAGAAAGAGGAAGAAAGAAGCCCUUUCGAUGGAGAUGUAAUAGUGCCUCACUAGUCCUAAGCGCUUCUGAAGUGUCAGAAACUGGUAGCAGAGCAUCAUGCCUUUUGAUUACAACCACCAAUCCAAUGAGAACUCUAUCGAUAAGGAGUUAAGACAUUUAAAUCUAGGUGUGAGUGCCCUAUUGAACAUUUCACAACUAUUUAAAAGACUCAGGGCUGGAGAGAUGGCUCAGCAUUUAAGAACACUGGCUGCUCUUAUA